AUGUGGACUUUAGAUGAGGACUGUGAUAGGUUAAUUAGAGAAGCUUGGACUGAAAAUUUUCAUGGUUGCCAUAUGUUUAUCCUAGACCAGAAACUUAAGAACCUAAAGAAUAAACUGAAAGUUUGGAAUAAAAAUAAGUUUGGUAAUGUUCAAAAUAAAACUAUCUUGGCUGGAGGAAAUCUGAAAGCUGUCCAAAAAGAGGUUGAGGAUUACGGCUAUAAUGACAUACUCCAUGAAAAGGAAAUCAAAGCUCAAAAUGAUUUGGACAUUGCUCUUAACAUGGAAGAGGAACUAUGGAAGGAGAAGUCCAGACUUAAUUGGCAAUUACAUGGGGAUAGGAACACUAAGUACUUUCACACUUAUGCUAAAAUCAAGAGAAAAACCAAACUCAUAACUUCUCUGCUCAUAGAGGGUAAAAUUGAGACUGAUCAAGUUAAGCUAGAUAGGCACAUAGAAAAUCACUUCACCAAUCUGUUUAAAUCUAAUUUCCAGAGACAAGAUAUUGGUUUAAUUAGAAGAGUUAUCUUUAAACUUGUCAAUGACCAAACUAAUACUAUGCUAAUCAGAAUACCCAAUGCUAGUGAGAUUCAUGAUGCUAUCCUUAACCUCAAUAUAGAUUCUGCUCCUGGUCCUGAUGGAUUUGGAGCUAUCUUCUAUGGCUGGAUAUCACCUAACUAUAAUGCUAACAUUGUGGUUUUGAUCCCUAAAACUAAGGAAGCUAACAACAUUGAUCUUUUCAGACCUAUUGCCAUGGAAAACUUUAAAUUCAAAGUAAUCACAAAGAUUUUGGCUGACAUGUUGGCAAGUAUUCUUCCUUCUAUUAUUUCUCCUGAGCAGAAGGAUUUUAUAACAGGUAGAAGUAUUAAAGAUGGCAUUUGUCUCACUUUUGAGGCCAUCAAUUUUGGGCAACAAGAGUUAUAG
Messenger RNA from Vicia villosa (hairy vetch), 921 nucleotides. RefSeq lists its product as uncharacterized. The transcript is spliced from 2 exons. NCBI's taxonomy places the organism in Eukaryota, Viridiplantae, Streptophyta, Magnoliopsida, Fabales, Fabaceae. The record is from RefSeq and is a predicted model, not a curated record. Bases 1 to 921 code for a protein of 306 amino acids.